AUGACAACUACUGGAAGAAGAUUUGUUUUUAAAGUGGAUGGCUAUACAGGAGGACAUAUCAGAUUCAGUUUAGUCGAAUUUUCCACCGACGGAAGACUUGGCAAUGGAGAAUGCUGUAGAAGUGAUGAUUCAGCAACGAUCUGUAGAUGUAACUUUUAUGUGCACAUCUGUCUUAGUGUUGGAUUUGAAAUUAAAAAGUUUUAUCGAGAUUGUUGGGUUGGUUAUCAUGGAUCGGAUAUGUUGGCGGUUAAUACGCUAACAGAAUCUUACAAUGUCAGUAUACCGUUUACACAAUGGCCAACAACAAGAAUCAGUAUAAUUUUGGUUAAUAUUUUUGGCGUUGUUAGAUGA
This is a messenger RNA of Enterobius vermicularis (human pinworm), 351 nucleotides long. The record is from the annotation of a GenBank genome assembly. Lineage: Eukaryota; Metazoa; Nematoda; Chromadorea; Rhabditida; Oxyuridae.